Molecule: messenger RNA, 2313 nt
Organism: Penicillium expansum
Lineage: Eukaryota; Fungi; Ascomycota; Eurotiomycetes; Eurotiales; Aspergillaceae
Exons: 9
Coding region: 1-2313 (770 amino acids)
Biological process (GO): regulation of DNA-templated transcription
Molecular function (GO): DNA-binding transcription factor activity, RNA polymerase II-specific; zinc ion binding
Source: RefSeq, a predicted model, not a curated record
AUGGGUAUGGAGGCCAUCGCUGUGGAUCCAGACUUGUACACUCCUCAAAGCGCGUAUAGUCCCGAUGACUGGCAGUCGGAGACUACCUCGAUUGGGUCGUCAAUCUAUCGUGGUUUGAUGGAUAAUGGGAGGCGCAACAAUUCGAGACCUAUGAAGCAGGGUACAUAUUCCAAUCCCAGUCUAGAACACGCCUCUGACUAUCACGGCAGACAUCUCGUAGAUCUCAUCAUGGACUCAGAUCGAGCCAAUCCAUUGUUUCGGUCCCCCAUCGGGACCGACCAAGAACGCCCGCUACAGGUUCUCGAUAUUGGAACCGGAAAGGGCACUUGGGCCAUCGAUGUCGCUGAUAUGUUCCCGAAUGCUACCGUCCGAGGAGUUGAUCUUUUCCCACCUCCGGUCACCUGGAUGCCACCUAAUUGCGUCAUUGAGGUUGAUGAUGUGCUGCAAGAGUGGACAUGGCGCGAACAAUUUGAUCUAAUUCAUAUGCGCAACAUGAUCGGAUCGUUUAACUCUUCUGAGUGGGACCUUGUUUACCGGCACUGCUUUGAGAAAAUGGCCCCUGGUGGAUGGAUCGAGCAGAUCGAGGCCGGCCCUUUUAUCACAAGUGACGAUGGGAGUCUCCCAGCCGAUAGUGCCUUAUCCUCGUGGGGCCCGCUUAUUCAAACGUGCGGUGACCGCGCGGGUCGCUCUUGUGAUAUUGUCCUCACCAUGUCGGAGAGCAUCAAGAACGCAGGAUUUGUGGAUGUGCACGAAAAAAUCUACAAAUGGCCAAUUGGGCCAUGGGCUAGAGACCAAAAGUUCAAGGAGGCAGGUGUGGUCAAUUGCCAACAUUGGAUGUCUGGUAUGGAGGGGUGGUGUAUGUGGCUGCUAACGAAAUUUGGCGAUCCCGAGCCGUGGACUAAGGAGCAAGUUCAUGUAUACUGUGCCAAACUACGCAGUGAACUCAAGAACCCAUACUAUCAUGCGUAUCAUAAAGCGAGAAGAGUGUGGGCUCGUAAGCCGAUGCCUGGUGAAGUCCCACCAAGGUCAUCCAAAUCCAGCUCUGGUACCUGCCGCCGUCGCAAGGUCAAGUGCGGUGAAGAGAAACCAGUUUGUGCAAGAUGCUCAUCCCUCCGCCUCAAUUGCGAAUGGGGUCUCCCAGUGAAGCGUGGGCGAAGCACGCAAAUUCGGCACCUCGAACCUGCACCGGGAACCUCCGAACAACCCAAAGCCGAAGACAUUGUCGGCUUUGAACAAAAUGCCCUUUUUACAAGUCUUUCGCCGGCUUCUUGGGUAUCUGAUGGUCUUUUAUUUGACACAUCCCACCCGGCGCCAAUUCUGACCCCUAUAUACCCUUCCUUGGACGUCAACAUCGCGUGCGCCAAUUCGUUGACACUCACCUCUCUUGAUCGACAAUACUUCCAAUAUUUCCCUUCUUCCUCGCUCGUGUUUUACUAUAUGAAGGGAUGGAAAUGGAGCAGCUUAUGUCAUCUUUACGAAGGCCCAGCUGCAUCCAAUAGAGUCAUAAUGCGGAUGAUACUAGCGCUAAGUGCAUGUGAUAUGCAUCGCAAUGGCCUGAUUGCGCGCUCCCAGGACUAUGGUCGGUACCAUUACAGCCAAGCGGUCAAAGAAUUCAGGCAAUUGCUCGAGACGCCGCGCCAGGUUUCAUUGAAUGACGUUGAGACUGUUUUUGCCACUGUUUUUUUAAUGAUAGCUUGGGAGUGGCAGUUUGGACACUCAGUUCGCCAUGUAAGUAUGCUCUCAUGUACUGAUUUGUUCACACGGAUUGUCAAUUCGUUAACGGGUUACCAGCUUCAACUCCACCUCCAAGGCGUGCGCUCGCUUCUGGAGACACAUCCGCAGCUAUUCCGCAUCAAAGACGCCAAUGAUAUGUUCUUCUCUCCCGGACCAAGUGCAUUGGCCAGUGACACCAUGACCAUGGCUAAAGUUUCCUUCAUUCCUGAGCAAUUUUUGUUGUGGAUUCUAUAUAUCGAUGCUAGCUGUCGUCCCAUUGGUCUUACUGAGUCGCUCAACGAUUAUGUGGCCCAGUCUGGGAAUCCCGCUUUACAGCCGGACCAUCUUCAUCGCUGUGCUCGUCUCUGGGGGCGAUGCUUUUGGGGCGAGCAGUAUCCCGACGAGGAGCUUCUGGACGACAUUGAAAACUAUAGAGCUCUAGAGCUAUUGCAUGCGGGGUUUUGCCUACGCCAUCGAACUUGGAAGGUCCUUGUUGAAUCAGCAGCUCGUACCACCGACUCCGCAGAGCCCCUUUUUCGUGACAUACUUGUUACCAGAGACGUCAGUAUAGAUACAACCCCAGGUUGGGAGAGUUACUGA